GAGAGGGAGGGAAGGAGAGGGAGAGAGAGAGGUGAGAGGAGAGAGAGAGAGAUAGAUAAGAGAGGGGGGCUUCUCUACCAAUGUAUGUUUAGACACCCUUCACUGAAUUGGGCAGUCGAUACACGCACGACUUCACCCCAGAGCUUAACAACAAUUCCGGCUGAAAAGCCGGCUUGAUCCCGUUAAAUACCCGGUUCUGUUUUCCCCUGGAUUUUAAACACCUGCGGAUCGUGUUGCCAAAAAAAAAAAAAAAAUCUUUAAAAUUCUAGUGACGUCAUUUUUCCAUUUGCUUAUUGAUUUAUUCCUUUGUUUAUUUAUUUCUUUAACAUUCUUGCGGGUUUUGUUUGUUUAUCUGUUUAUCUAUUAAUAUUUUUUGGGGAGAGGAGAAGGAAAAAGGAUUUCAGCAUCAGAAUGGGAGACCUGCGCAGCUCCCACAUCGUCGGGGCCAACAUCCGAGCCAAGCUCAUCAAGUCCAAACAGACACAGGAAGGAGAGUUCAUUCCUCUUGACCAGAUGGAUAUGAGUGUGGGGUUCGAGACUGGGGAUGACCGCCUCUUUCUGGUCUCCCCUCUGGUCAUCUCCCACGAGAUCGACUCGCGAUCGCCCUUCUGGGACGUCUCCCAGGCUCAGCUGGAGAGGGAUGACUUCGAGAUCGUGGUGAUACUGGAGGGAAUGGUGGAGGCCGCUGUGUCAUUCCCUGUACCAUGGCAUCUUUCCAGUCCCGGGACAGCAGGAGCCAAGACCUCUUAAAUACACCGGAACGGCGCUGGGCCGAGCUCAAAAGCAGUGUGAAACGGCAUUAUUUUGUACAAGACGAUUAUUUUCCCUCAUGAAAGCCGCUGUUGGCUUUUGUUUUGUGUUUUAUAAAGGUUAGUUCAAGUUAAAAAAAA
Messenger RNA from Polyodon spathula (Mississippi paddlefish), 890 nucleotides. Its product is annotated as G protein-activated inward rectifier potassium channel 3-like. Gene Ontology annotation, cellular component: plasma membrane. The transcript is spliced from 3 exons. Gene Ontology annotation, molecular function: inward rectifier potassium channel activity. The coding region runs from base 412 to 750 and encodes 112 amino acids. NCBI's taxonomy places the organism in Eukaryota, Metazoa, Chordata, Actinopteri, Acipenseriformes, Polyodontidae. Gene Ontology annotation, biological process: regulation of monoatomic ion transmembrane transport; potassium ion import across plasma membrane. The record is from RefSeq and is a predicted model, not a curated record.